Pomacea canaliculata is the source of this 1740-nucleotide messenger RNA. Its product is annotated as CD109 antigen-like. The coding region runs from base 171 to 1472 and encodes 433 amino acids. The record is from RefSeq and is a predicted model, not a curated record. Lineage: Eukaryota; Metazoa; Mollusca; Gastropoda; Architaenioglossa; Ampullariidae. The transcript is spliced from 19 exons. Gene Ontology annotation, molecular function: endopeptidase inhibitor activity.
AGCGGACAGACAGCACGUGUCCAGGCGAGGGCCACGGAAGCCAUUGGACGUCUGUCAUAUCAGAUUCUGUCCAGAGGCAUCGUGUAUGAGAGUAAAACUGUGGAAGCCACAGGUCAGCACCUGGUGGUCUUUGACAUUCCAUUGACCCCUGACCUCGCCCCACAGCCCACAUGACGGCCUACUACGUGCGACCUGACCUAGAAAUUGUGGCCGACAGCAUCGCCUUCAACGUCGACGGCGUCUUCAAGAAUAAGGUGAGUCUGGAGCUGAGCGCCAACAGAACCGAGCCUCACACCGAUCUGGAGGUGUACGUCACAGCAGACCCCGAUUCCACGGUUUACUUGCUGGCCGUCGACCAGAGUGCUUUGCUGCUGAAGACCGGAAAUGACAUCACGCCUAGGCAGGUGGAAGAUGCUGUUGCUGUCUACGAUGAGGGAACGAGCAAACCUUCCGACUCAGCCUUUGCUCUGUCUCUGAGUAGGCAAGACAUAGCUAACACGAUGCAGGAAGUCGGCAUUAACGUGUACUCUGAUGCCAAUCUGUAUGCAACAUCGGUGGCUACGAGUACUACACCUUAUGAUCCUUCAAUUAACGGACCUGUUCCAACGCCCGCAAAGCCCAAAACACUUAUUGGUGACUACCGAACAACUACUAAGGACUUUUUCUCAUAUGCCUACCCACGGGGUCCUGGAUAUUCAAGUGGGUCCGCGACAUUAGAAGGGUUACCUUCUAAUUCCUUUCCAGAGUCUCGGUUGGUUUCCAAUGACAUUGUACAAUUAACUUUAUCACGAGCACCAUCCCAGCCACUUAAGGAGGUGGAACGGGUACGCAACCUGUUUCCAGAGACCUGGCUCUGGCUUAACCAGACAGUCGGAAUCAACGGCUCAGCCACGAUUCACACCACUGUACCGGACACCAUCACCUCCUGGAUCACCACAGCCUUCGCCUCCAACCUCCAGUCUGGCCUGGGAGUUGGACCUUCUCCUGCUAAGCUGACUGUCUUUCGGUCUUUCUUUGUGAGUCUGACUCUGCCCACCUCAGUCAUCAGGGGAGAAUACGUCGUGGUGCAGGCCAGCGUCUUUAAUUAUCUCCCCUCAGAUAUAGUAGUUGUCGUGAAACUUCCGGCCUCCAAUGAAUACACCAGCGUGACAAUCGGCAGUGGGGAGAGUGAAACUGUUACACCUGGAGACCAGGAGCGAACAGUGAACGUGAAGUCUAACGAGCAGGCUGUGGUGUACUUCCCCAUCAUCCCCACGGCCCUGGGAGCCAUCGACAUCGAGGUGUCCGCCAGGUCCACGCUGGCUGCUGACGCCGAACGUCGACAACUUAUCGUUGAGGCUGAAGGCAUGCCUGGUGAGUUCAAUAUCCUGUAUUUAUCAAUCUGGGACCUAAUGGCACCGAGACCUUCUCUCAGACGUUUCCAGUCACUGUACCUGAUGAUGUUGUCAGUGGUUCUUCGAGGUCACGAAUAAAGGUCACCGGGGACAUUUUGGGACCCAGUGUUGACGGUCUCGAAAGGCUUCUGCGCAUGCCUACCGGAUGUGGCGAGCAGAAUAUGGUCACCAUGGCUCCUAAUCUCUACAUCGCUAGUUAUUUGAAGUCUACAGGACAGAUUACUCCAGAACUUGCAGCAAGAAUUAAGUAUCUUCUAGAAACAGGUUACCAGCGACAGUUGACAUAUCAAAGACAAGAGGGGGCCUUUAGUACUUUUGGAAACCGAGACAAUGCAGGAAACACGUG